Messenger RNA from Gallus gallus (chicken), 2322 nucleotides. Its product is annotated as radial spoke head protein 4 homolog A-like. Gene Ontology annotation, cellular component: axoneme; radial spoke. The record is from RefSeq and is a predicted model, not a curated record. Lineage: Eukaryota; Metazoa; Chordata; Aves; Galliformes; Phasianidae. Gene Ontology annotation, biological process: cilium movement involved in cell motility; axoneme assembly; cilium assembly. The transcript has 8 exons. Bases 1 to 2178 code for a protein of 725 amino acids.
AUGGUCAGGAGACCGAUUCCCAGAGUGAAACACAGAAGAACAAAACAAAGAUCGUCGGCCGGAGGACCGGCGGGAAGGCUCGGUACCGCCACCACACGAACCGCAGCGCUACGCAAAGCUCAGAGUGCCGACACUAAGCAAGCCCGGCCCAAAGCACGCCCCGCACCACAGCGCCGAAGCUGUGAGGGGCUCUUGCACCACGAACGCUUCAGAUACGGAGCGCUGCCGAUCAUGAAGAGAGGAAAGAAGCGGGGCGGGCGCCCCCUGCAGACAAACAGGCGCGAAGAGCAGCUCGGGCAGCUGCAGAAUGGAGUGGAGCGCCCGCCCAGCGGGAAUGGGAACGGCAGCGGCAGCCGCCGCUCCACUCAGCCGGGCGGCGGGGACAAACGCCAGUCCCUGCCGACAGCAGAGGCGAACAGCCGGCCCGCCCCUUCCGGCAACGGCUGCCCUGGCAACGGCUGCCGCUUCACCUCGGUGGCGAGCGAGGCUGAGGGGCUGCUGGGGCGUCUGGCCAUGGCCGAGCAUGGACCUUAUUUGCCACAUGAACCAGGCUAUGGACUAUAUCAGCCAGGCUACGGUCUAUUCGAUGAUCAAACACCAGAUCCUGACCACCGAAUGCUGGCGUGUCAGAAUGCAAAAGCCUAUUUGCUGCAGAGCAGCUUAACGUCUGGCCUGAACUUAUAUGAUCAUCUUGUUAAUGUGCUAACAAAAAUCCUGGAUGAACGGCCCGCAAAUCCAGUAGACAUAUUUGAGAACAUUAGCAAGGAUGUGAAGGCAGCUCAGUUUCAGAAAAAAAUGGAUACUCUUCGAGACGAACAUGAGAUUCUUCCAUCGUUUGAAUCUGCAGAAAUACGCAGAAACUUGUUCUUCAAGUCAGAUGCAGGAGAUGAAGAACGAGAAGAAGAGCUAGGAGAGAUUCCUCUACCUAAUGUGAUGGAAACAGCCUUUUAUUUUGAACAGGGUGGAAUUGGCUUGAGCAGAGAUGAAACCUAUCUCAUAUUUCUUGCCCUUAAAAAACUUGUUAGCGUUCAGCCAAUCCAGACCUGUCGCUUCUGGGGCAGGAUUCUGGGCCGGGAGAAGAACUAUAUUAUAGCUGAAGUUCAGUUCCGUGAGGGGGAAGAGGAGGAGGAAACAGAAGAGGAAGAGGUUAUUGACGAAGGAGAUAAAAGAAUGGAUGAGGUUGAAGAUGAAGAUGAGGAAAAAGAAAAAAAUGAACCACCAAAGUCUACCUAUAAGCCCCCACCUGUCAUUCCAAAAGAAGAAAAUGGAACUGGGGCUAAUAAACAUGUCUACUUUGUUUGUAAUGAGCCAGGCGAACCCUGGGUGAAGUUGCCACCAGUGACACCAGCACAGAUUGUCUGUGCCAGGAAAAUCAAGAAGUUUUUCACUGGUAGGCUUGAUGCUCCCAUUGUGAGCUUCCCGCCUUUCCCUGGAAAUGAAGCCAAUUACCUGCGUGCACAGAUAGCUCGCAUCUCAGCAGGAACCCAUGUCAGUCCCCUUGGAUAUUACCGGUUUUCAGAGGAAGAAGGAGAUGAGGAUGAGGAAGGAGGAGGAGGAAGAGAUGACUACGAGGAAAACCCUGAUUUUGAACCUCUUUCUGCAUUUGAAAUGGUGGAGUCUCUGUCUACAUGGGUACACCAUGUACCGAGUAUUUUGAAGCAGGGUCGCUGUGUUUGGUUUAACCCUUUACAAAAAACAGAGGAAGAAGAAGGUGAAGAGGAGGAGGAGGAGAAGGAUGAGGUGCCAGAUGAACUACAGCAAGAAACAGGACCUCCUCUUCUCACUCCACUCUCUGAAGAUGAAGGAAUUCAAAACAUCCCUGCUUGGACAGUUUCACUUUCUACAAGGCUGAUCCCUCAAUAUGCUGUUGCAAUCCUUCGGUCGAACCGAUGGCCUGGAGCAUAUGCUUUUGCAUGUGGCACGAAAUUCGGCAAUAUCUACUUUGGUUGGGGGCACAAAUACAGCCUAGGAAACCACACACCUGCACUGCCUCCACCUGUGCAGCCCGAGUACCCCAAUGGGCCGGAGAUCAGGGAGGCUGCAGACCCCACGGUGGAAGAGGAGCUGGCUUUCAAGGCUGCACAGGAACAAAAAGCCCUAGAAGGCAUGGAAGGAGAGGAGGAGGAAGAGGAGGAAGAAUUUGAGGAGGAUGAAGAGGAGGAGGAGGAGGAUGAUUAAAAUAUAGGGGAAAAAAAUGCUUCAAAAAUUUAAACACUAGUUUAAUAGGAGGAUGAUUAAAAACACUUUUUUCCUCUGUAUUUAAAAGUUCAAACAUUUAGUUUAUUAGUUUAAUAAAGCAAUUGUAAGGUAUUUGCUGUUGAA